GUUUUACAAAGUGAAAGGAUCAAAUCUGUCAAACUGAAACUUAACUUUUUCUAACUAUAUUUAAUUAAUUAUUUAAGCUUUUCAAGUAUUUAAAAAAGAAAAGAAAGAAAAAAUAAAAAAGGAAAAUACCCGAGUAAUCCAAAUCUCUCUCAAUAAUCAAACCUCUCUCUCUCUCUCUCUCUCUCUCUCUCUCUAAAUUCCCUCUUCAGGGGUUCGAUUCUCAAGUUGAGCGAUAUCAAUCAGCUAUCAAUUCAUGUCUCUGAGGCCGAGCGCGAGGACUGAGGUUCGCCGGAACCGAUACAAGGUUGCCGUCGAUGCGGAUGAAGGAAGGCGGCGGAGAGAAGACAAUAUGGUCGAGAUCCGUAAGAAUAAGAGAGAAGAGAACUUACUUAAGAAACGUCAAGUACUACCGUCGUCACAGCCUUUGUCCACCGGUGUUCCAGUCCCAUCCUCCACCGUGGAGAAAAAGUUGGAGAGUCUUCCUGCUAUGGUUGCUGGAGUAUAUUCCAAUGACAACAAUAUGCAGCUGGAAGCAACUACUCAGUUUCGGAAAUUGCUUUCAAUAGAACGUAGUCCACCAAUUGAAGAAGUUAUACAAUCUGGUGUUGUACCUCGCUUUGUUGAAUUCUUGAUGAGAGAAGAUUUCCCACAGCUUCAGUUUGAGGCUGCAUGGGCACUUACAAACAUAGCUUCUGGAACUUCUGACAAUACAAAAGUUGUAAUUGAUCAUGGAGCAGUUCCAAUUUUUGUCAAGCUUCUUGCUUCACCAAGUGAUGAUGUUCGUGAACAGGCUGUUUGGGCUCUUGGAAAUGUUGCUGGUGAUUCCCCGAGGUGUCGUGAUCUUGUUCUUGGACAAGGUGCUCUGCUUCCAUUGUUGGCUCAGUUAAAUGAACAUGCUAAGCUUUCCAUGCUCAGAAAUGCCACCUGGACACUCUCAAAUUUCUGUAGAGGGAAACCUCAACCUCCUUUUGAGGAGACAAAACCAGCACUUCCUGCACUUGAGAGACUUGUUCAUUCGAAUGAUGAAGAGGUGUUGACAGAUGCAUGUUGGGCUCUAUCGUAUUUAUCUGAUGGAACAAAUGAUAAAAUUCAAGCUGUGAUUGAGGCAGGUGUAUGCAGACGCCUUGUUGAGCUUCUUCUUCAUCCAUCUCCAUCGGUUCUGAUUCCAUCCCUGCGAACCAUCGGCAACAUCGUGACGGGGGACGACCUCCAAACACAGUGCAUCAUCGACCACGGUGCACUCCCAUGUCUCCUAAGCUUGUUAACACACAACCACAAGAAAAGCAUCAAAAAAGAAGCUUGUUGGACCAUCUCCAACAUCACAGCUGGCAACAAACAACAAAUCCAAACCGUAAUUGAUUCCGCUUUAAUCCCCCCCUUAAUACAUCUCCUCCAAACAGCCGAAUUCGAUAUCAAAAAAGAAGCUGCAUGGGCUAUAUCCAACGCCACUUCCGGUGGCACUAAUGAUCAAAUCAAGUAUUUGGUGAGUCAGGGCUGUAUAAAACCGUUGUGUGAUCUUCUAAUAUGCCCGGACCCACGCAUCAUAACUGUAAGUCUGGAAGGGCUGGAGAACAUUCUAAAAGUAGGAGAGGUUGAGAAGAACGCGGGGACCACAGGAGAUGUUAAUUUCUAUGCACAAAUGAUAGAUGAUGCAGAAGGUUUGGAAAAGAUUGAGAAUUUGCAAAGUCAUGAUAAUACUGAAAUCUAUGAAAAAGCAGUUAAGAUUCUUGAAACGUAUUGGUUGGAAGAAGAGGAGGAGGAGGCUGUUGGUGAUGGUGGUUUGAAUUUUGGUGGGAGUAAUGUUCAAGUUCCCGCUGGUGGAUUCAAUUUUACCGGAUGA
Messenger RNA from Lactuca saligna, 1840 nucleotides. The record is from the annotation of a GenBank genome assembly. Lineage: Eukaryota; Viridiplantae; Streptophyta; Magnoliopsida; Asterales; Asteraceae.